CGCCGGCCGCGCGCGCGCGCUGUGAACGCGGACUCUGGCGCGCGCACUGCCCUCCAGCCCACAGCGCCCGCCCGUGGGCCGCGUUCGCUCGGGGCGCGCUCCCGCCUCCCCUGGUUUUCGCUUUCGCUUUGCAGCUCCUCUGCAGAGAAACAAAGCGGCCGCGACGACUGGAGAUGCGGCCGCAUUGCGGGGAGCGGAGCCUGGACCCCGGCCCCCCGCAAGCAAGGUGGCAGCAUACCCUGGGCCUCCUGGUGAUGUCGGGAGACUGGACAGCUAAGAAAGAAGAAAAUGGCCUCCCUCCUCCCGGAGACUUGCCAUGAGGCUAGGUGGCUCUAGUAGUAAGACUCCUCGGAAAGCUGAGGCAGGAGAAUCGCGAGAUCGAGGCCAACUUGGCCUACAGAGAGAGAGCCUGUCUCAAAACACCAAAGCAAACCAAACUCAACAGUUAAGCCGGCAGCUGCCGCCCUACGUCAGUAAAAAGCAGGAAGUCAGAAACGACUGCCCAGCCUUUUAAGGAGCUGCACCGGGAAGACCUGCUCGCCCACCGUAGGCCUCCCACUUCCCGGCAUGCCCCGGGCGUGCGAGAGGCGUGGACAAGGGCGCGCGCGUCCCACGUGACCCCCAGGUCAAGCGAGGCGGGAAUCUGCGAGCUCGCCGUGGCUGGGUCCCUUGGCUCUCUUCGGCGGUGGGUCGGCACCCCUGAACCGGCCCGCGCCCUCCGGGGGGAAACCGAAGCCCGCGAGACCGGAAGUGCGCCCGCCGCAGCUCCCGCCUGCAGCUCGCAGCGUGUGUUCCCCACUUCCCGGUCCGCUCGGGGCGUCUGCUUCCCGGCUUUCGGCUUUGCCCAUCUUCCGCCUGAGGUUAAUCUUGUCCCUGGCACUGAGAUACGAAACGUGCUGCAAACAUGUCCCGGAUCGAAAAGAUGAGCAUUCUGGGCGUGCGGAGUUUUGGGAUAGAGGAUAAAGAUAAGCAAAUUAUCACUUUCUUCAGCCCCCUCACAAUUUUGGUUGGCCCUAAUGGGGCGGGGAAGACGACCAUCAUUGAAUGUCUAAAGUAUAUUUGCACUGGAGAUUUCCCUCCUGGAACCAAAGGAAAUACAUUUGUUCAUGAUCCCAAGGUUGCUCAAGAAACAGAUGUGCGAGCCCAGAUUCGCCUGCAGUUUCGAGAUGUCAAUGGAGAGGUGGUGGCUGUGCAGAGGUCUAUGCUUUGCAGUCAGAAAAGCAAAAAAACGGAAUUUAAAACCCUGGAAGGAGUCAUUACUAGGAAAAAGCAUGGUGAAAAUGUCAGUGUCAGCUCCAAAUGUGCAGAAAUAGACCGAGAAAUGAUAAGCUGUCUUGGGGUUUCCAAGGCUGUGCUAAAUAAUGUCAUUUUCUGUCACCAAGAAGACUCCAACUGGCCUUUAAGUGAAGGAAAGGCCCUGAAGCAGAAGUUUGAUGAGAUUUUUUCAGCAACAAGGUACAUUAAAGCCUUGGAUACCCUUCGACAGGUGCGUCAGACACAAGGUCAGAAGGUAAAAGAGUGUCAGACAGAACUGAAAUAUCUGAAGCAAAAUAAGGAGAAAGCCUGUGAGAUCCGCGACCAGAUUAGCAGUAAGGAGGCCCAGCUAGCAUCUUCACAGGAGAUUGUCAGGUCCUAUGAGAAUGAACUUGAGCCAUUGAAGAAUCGCCUGAAAGAAAUUGAACACAACCUCUCUAAAAUAAUGAGACUUGACAAUGAAAUUAAAGCCUUGGAUAGCCGAAAGAAGCAAAUGGAAAAAGAUAACAGUGAAUUAGAACAGAAGAUGGAAAAGGUGUUUCAAGGGACUGAUGAGCAGCUGAAUGACUUGUAUCACAAUCACCAGAGAACAGUGAGGGAGAAAGAGAGGCGCUUGGUGGACUGUCAGCGUGAACUGGAGAAGCUGAACAAAGAAGCUCGCCUCCUCAACCAGGAAAGAGAGGAGCUGCUUGUGGAGCAGGGUCGUCUACAACUACAGGCAGAUCGCCAUCAAGAACAUAUCCGAGCCAGAGAUUCAUUAAUUCAGUCUUUGGCAACACAUCUCGAAUUGGAUGGUUUUGAGCGUGGGCCCUUUAGUGAAAGACAGAUUAAAAAUUUUCACGGACUUGUAAGAGAGAGACAGGAAAGAGAAGCUCAAAUUGCCAGCCAGCUCUUGAAUGACCUUACAGAAAAAGAAACUCUGAAGCAAAAGCAGAUUGAUGAGAUAAGGGACAAGAAGGCCGGACUGGGCCGAAUGAUUGAGCUGAAAACAGAACUGCUCACUAAGAAGCAGAGCGAGCUGCGGAACGUGAAGAAUGAGCUGCAGACACUAGAGGGCUCAUCGGACAGGAUUCUGGAGCUGGACCAGGAGCUCAAAAAAACCGAACGUGAACUAAGCAAGGCUGAGAAAAAUAGCAGUGUAGAAACCCUAAAGGCAGAGGUAAUAAGCCUUCAAAGUGAGAAAGCCGACCUGGACCGGAGCUUGCGGAAGCUGGACCAGGAGAUGGAGCAGUUGAAUCAUCACACAACCACCCGCACGCAGAUGGAGAUGCUGACCAAAGACAAGGCUGACAAAGAUGAACAAAUCAGAAAGAUAAAGUCUAGGCACAGUGAUGAGCUGACUUCACUGUUGGGGUAUUUUCCUAACAAAAAACAGCUUGAAGACUGGCUUCAUUCUAAAUCCAAAGAAAUCAACCAGACCAGGGACAGACUUGCCACACUGAACAAAGAACUAGCUUCAGCCGAACAGAAUAAAAAUCAUGUAAAUAAUGAGCUGAAGAAAAAGGAAGAACAGUUGUCCAGUUAUGAAGAUAAGCUAUUUGAUGUUUGUGGUAGCCAAGAUUUUGAAAGUGAUUUAGGCAGACUUAAAGAAGAAAUUGAAAAGUCCUCAAAACAGCGCGCCAUGCUGGCUGGAGCCACAGCAGUUUACUCCCAGUUCAUUACUCAGCUGACAGAUGAGGACCAGGCUUGUUGUCCAGUCUGUCAGAGAGUGUUUCAGACGGAGGCUGAAUUACAGGAAGUCAUCAGUGACUUGCAGUCCAAGCUGAGGCUUGCUCCAGAUAAGCUCAAGUCAACAGAAUCAGAACUAAAAAAAAAAGAACGACGCCGUGAUGAAAUGCUUGGGCUUGUGCCUGUGAGGCAAAGCAUAAUUGAUUUGAAGGAGAAGGAAAUACCAGAAUUAAGAAACAGACUACAGAAUGUCAAUAGAGACAUCCAGCGCCUAAAGACUGACAUAGAAGAACAGGAAACACUCCUGGGUACAAUCAUGCCUGAAGAAGAAAGUGCUAAAGUAUGCCUGACAGAUGUUACAGUUAUGGAGAGGUUCCAGAUGGAGCUGAAAGAUGUUGAAAGGAAAAUUGCACAGCAGGCAGCUAAGCUGCAGGGGGUAGACCUGGAUCGAACUGUCCAGCAGGUCAACCAGGAAAAACAGGAGAAGCAGCACAAGCUGGAUACAGUUUCCAGUAAGGUUGAAUUGAACCGUAAGCUUAUACAGGACCAACAGGAGCAAAUUCAAUACCUGAAAAGUAAAACAAAUGAGCUAAAAUCAGAGAAACUGCAGAUAUCCACGAAUUUGCAACGUCGUCAGCAAAUGGAGGAGCAGACUGUGGAAUUAUCCACUGAAGUUCAGUCCUUAUACAGAGAGAUAAAGGAUGCCAAAGAGCAAAUAAACCCUUUGGAGACAGCACUGGAAAAGUUCCAGCAGGAAAAGGAAGAAUUAAUUCACAGAAAGCAAUCAAGUACCAAAAUGGCUCAGGAGAAAAUCAGUGAUAUCAAAGAGAAGGUUAAAAAUAUUAAUGGUUACAUGAAAGACAUAGAGAAUUAUAUUCAAGAUGGAAAAGAUGACUAUAAGAAGCAAAAGGAAACUGAACUUAAUGAAGUUGUAGUUCAACUAAAUGAAUGUGACAAACACAAAGAAAAGAUAAAUAAAGAAAUGGGAACCAUGAGGCAAGAUAUUGACACACAGAAGAUACAGGAACGGUGGCUACAGGAUAACCUCACACUGAGAAAAAGAAGAGAGGAGCUGAAAGAAGUUGAAGAAGAAAGAAAACAUCAUUUGAAGGAGAUGGGACAAAUGCAAGUUUUACAAAUGAAGAACGAACAUCAGAAGUUGGAAGAGAACAUAGACACUAUAAAAAGAAAUCACAGUUUGGCACUGGGGCGACAGAAGGGCUAUGAAGAAGAAAUUCUUCACUUUAAGAAGGAACUUCGAGAAGCUCAGUUUCGGGAUGCUGAGGAAAAGUAUAGAGAAAUGAUGAUCGUCAUGAGAACCACAGAGCUGGUGAACAAGGACCUGGACAUCUACUACAAGACCCUGGACCAAGCAAUAAUGAAAUUUCACAGUAUGAAGAUGGAAGAAAUCAACAAAAUUAUUCGUGAUCUUUGGCGGAGUACCUAUCGUGGACAAGAUAUUGAAUACAUAGAAAUUCGAUCAGAUGCUGACGAAAAUGUCUCGGCUUCUGACAAAAGACGGAAUUACAACUACCGAGUGGUAAUGCUGAAGGGGGAUACAGCCUUGGACAUGCGGGGACGAUGCAGUGCUGGACAAAAGGUGUUGGCCUCUCUCAUCAUCCGCUUGGCAUUGGCUGAAACCUUCUGUCUGAACUGUGGCAUCCUUGCCUUGGAUGAACCCACGACAAAUCUUGACCGAGAAAACAUUGAAUCUCUUGCACAUGCUUUGGUUGAGAUCAUAAAAAGUCGCUCACAGCAGCGUAACUUCCAGCUUCUGGUAAUUACUCACGAUGAAGAUUUUGUGGAGCUCUUGGGGCGAUCUGAGUACGUGGAGAAAUUCUACAGGAUUAGGAAGAACAUGGACCAGUGCUCGGAGAUUGUGACGUGCAACAUUAACUCCCUGGUCUCUUAUGUUCACUGACUUGUUUUGGUAGGGAAGUAGCCUAUGUGAAGGGAACCAUGUCGGGAGGGUUUGAGAAGACCUAAGAUCCUGAGGCUGCCUCAAUUGAAGGCUAACUGAUGUUCCUCUGAACACAGUCCCCGCGGACCUAGCGACCUCCCAGUUCUGCUCAGCCUUUCAUCUUCCGGCCAACUGAAGAUCACCCAAAUGAGUGACACUUCUUAGAGCAUUGCUGACUGGGGUGGAGGGGGGUGCUGCUGCUUUGGUGAUUUAUGGGGUGGGCAUUUUAAAACUGUAUUUUCUUUGAAGCUUUGAAGUGAGAUUUAAUAACUGGCUUGGCUUUAACAUGAAUCCAUGUAUAUAACCUGUCUGUCUGAGCCUCAGUCAUUGAGUGGAGGCUGGCAGUGUGACAGAAGCCAUAGAUGGUCGUCUGAUGGAGUACCCAGUUCCCUCCCCAUGCAGCCCUGCCAGAUAGUUAUUCUGCCCAUGUGUUAGAGAGGAAAUUCCCCUCCUGACCUGCCUAUCAUUUGGAAACCUGUCACUCUCUUCUCUGUCGUGUGUAUCCACUUGGCCUGGCCAUUAAUCCCAGUUACUCUCACAGCAGGUUCCCAUGUGGGUGGGAAGCUAGGCUCACCCACAGCUGGGCCCGCUCCCCAUGAACAGACCUGCAAGGGCAAACCUCAGUUUCAUUCCAGAGACCAGUCUGCUGAAGUCCAGUCCACAUUUCCAUGGAAUUGCCAGCUGAAGCCUUCUGUGUAUAUUCUGUGUAGACAGGGUCCAUCAAAGUCACAUGCUUGCAGAUGCCACUUUACAGCUCUAUCAUGGAGUUGGUUAGGCCUGCUCUGCGCAGUCUGCAGAUCCGAUGGGCAGCAGCUCUAGAACAGGGCUUGUUUUUUCCACUCAUGACUGUUUCCUUCAGAUUAUGAGUGGAAAAAUGAUACAUAAAUUCAAUGCAUACUGAAAAUAGAUAAGGAAAAUUAGUUUAAAACAAUUCUUUGGUAUAUUUAUAUAUACAACUAUCAUUUAUUAAAGACAAAAGCAAAUAUUUGUGUACUAAUGGCAUGGAUGUAAUUGUUUUGCACAUAGAGUUAGUUAAAUCUUAAUGGAAUGUUUAAUACUUCAGGAGGACAUAAAACAUCUUCAACAUUUUUGAGAGGUGAUUGGUAGUUUGAUUCUAUAAUCAAUUUUAAAGUUGCUUCACAUAGCCAGGUAUGAUAUCCCAGCAGAGGCAGGUGGAUCUCUGAGUUCAAGGCCAGCUGUAUAUACAUAGCAAGACUUUGUCUCAGAAAGCAAAUAUUUUUCACAGAUACAUGUAUAAAAUGCAGGGUAAUGUUUUUGUCCAUUUUUAAUGUUUUUGGAAAUUCUGUCACUCCCAAACCAAAAUGCUGUGGGAUGUCUUUUUGUAUGCUGUGAAUAUGUGUUACUCCCAUUGGCUAAUAAAUAAAGCUGCAUUGACCUCUGGCAGGGCAGGAUGGAGCCAGGUGGGAAAAUCCAAGAGAGAGAGAGGAGAAAGGAGAGGCAGGGGAAACGCUGAACCGCGCUGUCCAGGAGCAACAUGUAAUGGGAUGCAGGUAAAGCCACAGAACACGUGGUGAAACAUAGAUUAAUAGUUAUGGGUUGAGUUAAGUUAUAAGAGCUAGCUAGUAAGAAGCCUGAGCCAUAGGCCAUAUAAUUUGCAAUUAA
This is a messenger RNA of Peromyscus californicus insignis, 6505 nucleotides long. It is a transcript of the gene Rad50, whose product is annotated as RAD50 double strand break repair protein. NCBI's taxonomy places the organism in Eukaryota, Metazoa, Chordata, Mammalia, Rodentia, Cricetidae. Gene Ontology annotation, molecular function: double-stranded telomeric DNA binding; ATP hydrolysis activity; G-quadruplex DNA binding. The transcript has 27 exons. Gene Ontology annotation, biological process: double-strand break repair; telomere maintenance via telomerase; telomere maintenance via recombination. The record is from RefSeq and is a predicted model, not a curated record. Gene Ontology annotation, cellular component: nucleus; condensed nuclear chromosome; Mre11 complex. The coding region runs from base 905 to 4843 and encodes 1312 amino acids.